AUGGUACAGUGUAAAGGAUGUACUAAUCAGGCUGGUCUGGAAUUUGCUGGAGGUGCAGGAGAUAAAUGUUGGUUACUGAAUGCGGCCUAUAUACUCGCUGGGCUUGCUAUGAUGCUCAACAUUCGACUAUCAUAUAGUUCUGCUCCAUAUGCACUUAUUAGAUUUAAGUUGCCUGAGAAUCUUUUUACUGUUUUUGUUAGAAGAAUGGCUAGUGCCUUGGAACUUUGGUGUCUACCGAGUAUGCUUCUAGAAACCACCAAAGACGGCGGACUCAAACUCGACGACAGUGGCACCAAAUUCGACGAAGCCACCAAACCCAAAGCUAAGCCUUGGAAAUUCGAAUGGUUCAUAGUAGCUCCAUCAAUCUUAAGUCAGUGGUUAGACUUCAUCACAUAUGUGGUACUUCUAAUAAUAUAUGUUACUGGUGGUGACCAAGGACAUGAAACUGCUUAUUAUGGUGUCAUCGCAAUUUCUGGGUUCAUCUUUGGUAUUAAUAUGCCUCUGGUCUGUGCUCAGGAGGGACAAUAUAUCACAUGGUAUAUGAUUGGUGAAAACUCAUUUCCAUUGUUUACUUCACUUGUUCACUAUUUUACUACACUCAUCUUUGGUAAUAGAAAGAAAUGGAACUCUGAGUUUCAAAUAGUGACAAUAGAUAUUUGGGUUGCAAUUAUAAUCUCACUUGUGGCAGCAGAAGUGUGGACAGGUGCAUACCUGUGUGAACUAAAUGAAGAUACUGCUACAGGAAUAGAGAAGAUGCUUCAUAUACAUGCUGAAGAUUUCGAUGCAAGAAAUACUCAUGGUGAUAUGGUCACCCCUACCUUCAUGGUCAUUGUAGGUAUGGGUCUUCUCAUUGCACAUACCUUGCCAUUGUUCCUGGUAUGA
Messenger RNA from Theileria annulata, 882 nucleotides. RefSeq names its product Tpr-related protein family member, putative. Bases 1 to 882 code for a protein of 293 amino acids. The transcript has 2 exons. The record is from RefSeq and is a predicted model, not a curated record. NCBI's taxonomy places the organism in Eukaryota, Apicomplexa, Aconoidasida, Piroplasmida, Theileriidae.